Molecule: messenger RNA, 651 nt
Organism: Laetiporus sulphureus 93-53
Lineage: Eukaryota; Fungi; Basidiomycota; Agaricomycetes; Polyporales; Laetiporaceae
Exons: 2
Coding region: 1-651 (216 amino acids)
Source: RefSeq, a predicted model, not a curated record
AUGGUGAAAACCCUGGACCUGGCAGGCAUGGAGGCCAUGGAGGCCAGGGUCCUCAAUGAUCUGGUCAAGGAGGUCAAGGUGGAGGACCUGGUGGAGCUGGGGACCACGCUGCCUGAAAAUACUGUUCUAAAGAACAUUAAGGACUUACCAAAACCCAACAAAUAUGAUGGUGAGGACAACCGUGAGAUGUUUGACUCAUGGCUGAAGUCCCUAUUACGAUGGAUGUGCCUCACUCGACUAGGAGGCCCGAAUCUUGAUGAGGAAUGUCUUCAAAUGCUUGGACAAUACCUAAAGGGCGCUGCAUCAGAAUGGUAUAAUGACACUAUUGAUGACAUUGACGUGGAUGCUCAACUGUGGUCAUUUGUUGAAGCGCUUUGUAUGCUCUUCAGGCAGUUUCUACAUUUUGCUUCUACCAUUAGCGCUGCUGACCAUUUCGAAGUGGUCAUGUACUUGAAGCAAGGAGGAGUGGUGGGGCUGCAUGAUACAUUGACAAAAUAUGCCAAGUGCAUGCCCAUUCCACCUGAUGACUAUGCAUUUGCUCAUCAGUUCAUGGACACAUUGCCAGAUGAGAUCCAUGUGCCCCUAUUGUGCAAUCAGAAUGUCUUGAUUGAGGGGACCAAGUUCCAGGAUCUGCUGCAGCUGGCACAUUAG